Messenger RNA from Pangasianodon hypophthalmus (striped catfish), 4560 nucleotides. RefSeq names its product transmembrane protein 102 (gene tmem102). The transcript is spliced from 3 exons. The record is from RefSeq and is a predicted model, not a curated record. NCBI's taxonomy places the organism in Eukaryota, Metazoa, Chordata, Actinopteri, Siluriformes, Pangasiidae. Bases 156 to 1718 code for a protein of 520 amino acids.
UUUCCGGGUUUGGUGUUGCCGUGGGAAGGCGUGUGCCGCGGAGACUAGUUGGAAAUGACGGGAGCUGAAACCGGAUUCCUAAUCACAUAUCCAAACAAAACCAGCGGGGCAUAAGGCACAGAGCUUGGACACUGCGACCUAGUGUGUUGUGCUCGAUGGAGGCGAUCAGGAGCGCAGUGACUCCGCGCGCACCGGCGCCGGUGAAGCGUGUGUCCGAGGUGGACUUCCGCUCAGGCACGGCGCUUGAGCAGCUGGCCUCGCACGUGCAGGAGCUCGUGCAGCUUGAGCAAGGCGAGUUCGGGGAUCAGACUGCACUCGAGGUGCACACGGCCAAAGACUUCAUCUUCAACAUGCUUGGCCUGGUCCAGAAGGUGGACAAGAGGCUCCCAGUCGCAAAUGAAUACCUGCUAUUGUCAGGUGGCGCCAGGGAGGGUGUUCUUGAUCUUAACCCAGAGGAGCUGGGUGACUAUGUCAGAGGUGUGGACUUUGACCUGGACUUCACCCUUCUGGUGCCUGCCCUCAAACUGCACGACCGCAACCAGCCUGUAACUCUGGACAUGCGCCAGUCUCCACCGUGCCACUCCUGGCUCAGCUUACGGCUUUGUGACCCAGCCAUGCUAGCCCGGUGGGGUAUCUGCUGCGAGGAUGAACCUAACAUUCAGCGCCAGGAAGAUGGGGAAGAGGAAGAAGGUGGUUCCAUAUUGGGCUCAAUUCCCUCCCUCCAAUCUCCACAGUCCUUGGAUGGAUGUUACUUCUCACCCCUGUUGGUCACGGAAUGGUUUUGGAACGUAGUGGGCACAGCGGUGGAGGAGCUAAAGCGGCACCCACAAAGAGGGAUUCCAGUUCCUGAUCGCGUGGAACGCAAUGGACCUUUGACCACACUGAUCCUCAAAGCAGGCACCAGCCGUGUCCUCUAUGAUCUCUUGCCUGUUGUGUCGUUUCGAGGCUGGCCAGCUGUAGCGCAAAGCUGGCUCACUACCAACCACUUCUGGGAUGGAAAGAUCACUGAGGAGGAGGCAAUCAGUGGGUUUUAUCUCCUGCCUUGCUGCUCCCCAGCUGUUGGCUCGGCUUCCAGGCCAGACCGCGAAUGGAGACUUGCAUUUUCUCGGAGUGAGGUCCAGUUGAAAAAGUGUGUGCCUUUUCCUAUGGCCGCAGCCUUCCAGGCAGCCAAAGCUGUUGUGUCCAGACUGUUGGCACGCCCCCGUACUGGUCUUAGCCUUUACCACCUGCGCACCCUACUUUUCUGGGCUUGUGACCGCUUACCUGCGGCCUACUUGAGCUGUUCAGAGCAAGAGACGCCAGCCCGCCUGUUCUUGGGUCUCCUGGAUGACCUGGCGCAUUGUGUGCUGGGUAAAAACUGCCCCAACUAUUUCCUCCCUCAGUACAACAUGUUGGAACAUCUUACUGACGACGCAGCCCUACUAGUGGCCCGGAAACUAGCACACUUGCGCUCGGAUCCAGCUGAACAUUUGCGUGCGGCACUGGAGCAAGCUCGGCAGGCAUGCCAACUGAAACGAGAAGCUGCUGGGACAAGUAACGGGCACGGGGCAUCAUCGCCAAGCUCCAGCUCUUCCAAAGCCACCUCCCCACAAGAUGACCGUCUAGCCCAGAGACUGCAACAGCUGGUUACAGAAAACCCCGGCAAGUCUAUUUCGGUCUUCCUCAACCCAGAUGACGUGACGAGACCGCACUUCCGCAUUGACGAUAAGUUCUACUGAAAUGGUGGAGCCCCAGCAAGAGCACUACACACUGCCUGAGGAAAAAGUAACGCCCCUCUUUUCUUCCUUAGCCACUGAGGUAAAGCUAAUAAAGUUAAGAGCACACAUACACUCCUCCACUGUGCUGUACUGUAUUAAACCCCUCACAUGCAGGCUGGGCACAAUCAGUGAUGUAUUUUGGCCAACACUACAGUCUGCAAGCCAGCUCUGCGAAAUAUGAUUAAGCUGCUACUAGAGAGACCAUCUGUCCCAAAUCAAGUCUGCUGUCAGCUACAUGGCUGUUGCUACCAAAAGAAACACAAAUCACCAAAUGGAGGAAGGCAUAAGAGCGGCUGUUUUUGGAUCCUGUAUGCCAUUUGAUGAGAGGCCUUGAAGCUGUAUUGCUCAGUGAAAUCUUAAUCCUGCAACCUGUGUUGGAUUAUAAUUUCUUGCACAGCUUGAAACAAUAGUUCAGUUAAGGGAUUUUAAAUCCUGCUACAUACUGCUACGAAUCUCUUUCUUUUCUGUUAUACACUGGUAAGCAGGAAGGUGGGCAAUGAUCUAAACCAAGGUACAUUUCAAAUCACUGGAUGUUGAAUGUUUUUAUUGUAAAGGAAUUUGAUGGACUUUAACACUGAAUAUGAUUUUCUUCACUCCUCUACUUUAUCUCUUACUCAUCUCGUUCUCUUUCUCAGGUACUUUUUGUUGUGAAGAUGAAGGCAUUUCCAGUGUGUAUGGUAUUGCCUCUGUGCCUCCUACUAUUUUAUUUGUCUCAAAUGACAGGCAACAGUUAAAAGGCAGCCUUAGGCUAGGAAGCCAUGAUGGCUAGCUGAUAAAAGAGAGGUUGAGAUAAAGGUCUAGCAAGUCUCCAGUGCAUUAUUUUAAGUCAGCCUGUCUUAUGCAAGACUAGACUGAGCCCCAUAACUGCACUAAAGCUAUAUUUAGGAAAAGCCACGGGCCUGAAGCUUUUCAGAACUUGAGUUUUCUUACAACAGCAUCAGCACUUAGUGCAUUCCUGACACGUUUUCUGUUUACUUGCAUUCAAUACAUUUAAUCAAACAGAACCACAGAGCAAAAUUCUGCCAGUGGCACAAAUAAAGAAGCUCUGAUCUGACUAUCCUGAUGAAGAAAUGUCAAUAUUUCUGCCUGUCAAAAGAUGAUUUCAUUAAAUUUGGUAAUGUGUCCUAUGAUUGUGUAUCAUGUUUGUUGGUUUAGCUUUUGACAUUGAUUUGCUGAUUUGCUCUCAGCUUGGUGCUUGAUUAUAUUGUAAUCUCUACAAUAUAGAUAUAUGAUCGUAACUUUCAUGCUCAUAUUUUUUUUGUUUGCUAUCAAAAUGGUGUGUGUGUGUGUGUGUGUGUGUGUGUGUGUGUGUGUGUGUGUGUGUGUGUGUGUGUGUGCGUGCGUGCGUGUGAGAGAAAGCUCAUAAAUACAGAAGCUCCUGAUAAAUGUGUUUUGAACUACUCUGUAGAAUUUUAGUUUCAUCAGCUAAGCUAAUUAUGAUAAUAGCAAGAGAGGAUGAUAAUAGUACACGUGUGAUAGGAAAGAUCCGCAGAGAAAUUGGCAGAGUGUUUGUGUGUGUGGUUUCGGGUCAGAGCUUGCUUAGCAGAUGUGCCGUGGUUGCUUUGGGAUGGAUGGAGGGAUGGAUGUAGUGAGAAACCCAGCAGCAGUCUCCACUGGCAGAUUAGCCAGAAGUGAUGGAGCACCUGGGAGUUCAGACAGCCGUGUCUCUCACUCUCCAUCUCUCACGCUCUCGUAAUGUCUGACUCAUCCUUGUUUCUCUCUUUUAUCCAUCUCUCUCCAUCAGAGUGCAUCCUUUCUUUAGUUUUGCGUUUGACACAUCCCAGAAUGUAACCAGAAAGCAGAAGUCAUGCUCUUGAAUGAUGUGUGCUGUAAAACAGGCUCAUUGUGAUCGUCUUCUUUUUUGAAUAGCUGUAAAUUGCUUGUAAAUGUGAUAGAUUUGAUAGGUUGAUGUCAUGCACUUGAGAGUUGGGAUACUACUGAAUAGACUGAAAGCACAUAACUGUUGUACACUUCAACUGAAGAAAAAAAAAAGAAGCCAAAGGAUGAGUUUAGAUCAUGCUCGGAUACUGCAGAAUGUAAUGGAUGUAAGGUGUUGCUUAAACAGGCUCUUUAAAUAGGCUUGAACUGUGUACACUAUGUAUAUGAGUGUUUAUAUCAUUUCAGAACAUUAAUGGAUGUGUUUUCUUGAAGUCUGAUCACUGUACCGUACAAUGCCUAAUCUUAUAUGAACAAUCGUCCUAUGCAAUUUCGCUGUGUGUGUCAGGAGCAUAUCUGUUUUAGUGAAAUAUGAGCCCUUGCCCUGGCUGCGGUAAUUACCAAGAACAUUUCAUACAGAAGUAAACGAUUGCAGUGGCACAAAUCGAACAGUUUCUGCCUCAGGGGAUGACAGGAUGUUCUAAUAGCCACAAUUUGGAUGUGAUAACUUUAUAAAAACCAAAGCAUAGAACCAUCGCUACUUUCCCCAGCAUUUGCAGUCAUUACGCGUUGACAAAGCAAGGCUGUAAUUUUAUCAAACAGGCAGUUAUUAAAGUGACUGUACAGAAGUGUGGUCAUAACGUGAGGGAGUGAACAAUGCUAACGAAUGUAUACAUGUUUUAUGUUAAAUUACUUUUUCAUCUCAAUGAAUCUGGAUCGAAAACAAGACUAAAAUGAAAUUGUGCAGUGAUAUGUAAAGGAGUUUAUAUUGCAUAUAUUUCUUGUACCAAAUGAUUUACUGAUUUUUUUUGCGUGUGUGUAUUUUGCUGUAAUGCACUAAAGGCAUUUUGGUUGUUUUAUUAUUUAUCUUUUUAAUCAUGUGCGAUGCUGUUAAUCGUAGCAUGAAAUAAAAUAUUACAUCAUGAAA